AUGGCCGCGGGCGGCUCGGGCAGCGGCAGCGGCGGGGGCAGCGCGGAGGAGAAGAGCUACCGCCGCUUCCUCGAGCUGUUCUUGGGCGAGUUCCGCGGGCCCUUCGGGGCAGAGCCGGCGCCGGCUCCCCCCCCCGCUGCCGACGCCGCGGCCGCCGCUGACGAGGACCCCGGGGCAGAGGGAGAAGCGGGAACGGCCGCCGAGGCCGAGGAGGGCGAGGGCGACGGCGGCGACCCUCAGCCGCCCGCCCCGCCGCCGCCUCCCCCGCCGUUGCCCCCGCUGCCCCGGCCGCUCUCGGAGUACAUCACGGAGGAGGAGGUGGAGGGCGAGUGCCUGGACCUCUGCCUGCAGCAGCUCUACAAGUAUAAUUGCCCUUCAUUUUUGGCUGCUGCUUUAGCUAGAGCAACUUCAGAUGAAGUCCUUCAGAGUGAUCUUUCGGCACACUACUUACCAAAGCAUGUGGACAACGCAGAUGGGAUUAUACAGAUUGAGACCGUGAAGCUAGCCCGCUUAGUUUUUAGCAAACUGCAUGAGAUCUGCAGCAAUUGGGUGAAAGACUUUCCACUUCAGCCAAAGCCCCACCGCUACUACGAGACAUCCAUCCAUGCCAUCAAGAAUAUGCGCAGGAAGAUGGAAGACAAGCACGUCUGCAUCCCAGACUUCAACAUGCUCUUCAACCUUGAGGACCAAGAAGAGCAAGCUUAUUUUGCAGUGUUUGAUGGUCAUGGGGGAGUGGAUGCUGCCAUCUAUGCCUCCAUCCAUCUCCAUGUGAACAUGGUCCAUCAGGAGAUGUUUCAGCAUGACCCGGCAGAGGCGCUGUGCCGAGCUUUCCGGGUGACCGAUGAGCGCUUUGUCCAGAAGGCAGCCAGAGAGAGUCUGCGUUGUGGAACCACUGGGGUGGUGACUUUCAUCCGAGGAAACAUGUUGCAUGUGGCUUGGCUUGGGGACUCCCAGGUUAUGCUCGUGAGGAGAGGCCAAGCUGUGGAACUGAUGAAACCCCACAAACCAGAUCGAGAGGAUGAGAAGAAGCGCAUUGAGGCACUUGGUGGCUGUGUGGUCUGGUUUGGAGCCUGGAGGGUGAAUGGGAGCCUGUCAGUCUCCAGAGCUAUUGGGGAUGCUGAGCACAAGCCAUAUAUCUGUGGGGAUGCAGACUCUGCCUCCACUGUACUAGAUGGCUCUGAAGACUACCUCAUUUUAGCCUGCGAUGGCUUCUAUGACACAGUCAAUCCCGAUGAGGCAGUCAAAGUGGUGGCUGACCAUCUAAAGGAGAACAAUGGCGACAGCAGCAUGGUAGCACAUAAAUUAGUGGCAUCUGCUCGGGAUGCCGGUUCCAGCGACAACAUUACUGUCAUUGUGGUAUUUCUCAGGGACAUGAACGUAGCAGUCAAUGUUAGCGAGGAGUCGGACUGGACAGAGAACUCUUUUCAAGGUGGGCAAGACGACAGCGGGGAAGAUAAGGAAAACCAUGGAGACUGCAAACGACCGUGGCCCCAGCACCAGUGCUCAGCACCUGCAGACCUAGGGUAUGACGGACGAGUGGAUUCCUUCACCGACAGAACUAGCUUAAGCAUAGGGUCCAGCAUUAACCUGUUUGAUGAUCAAGGCUAUUUAGACCUGACAAAACCAGAAACUAGUACACCUCAGAGUGCCAAAUGUCUGCCACCAGUUCAAGCAUUUAGUCCCGGCAUACCAAAGAGUACAAAUUCGAUCACCGGCCUAACAGCGAAGAACGAAUCACCAGAGCGCACCGCACCAUUGAUCUGUGGACAGAGCGAUCCUAGGGAGCACAACGCUCCUCUUAGUUUGGGUGCUGCAGGGCGGAGUAUCUACAGGGUGCAGGGUUUAUCCCCCAUCUUCUCUGGGCUGGAAGAUGAACUGUUCAAAUCCUUGGGAAAACGAGCUGCAUUCUUUCACUUCCGGCUCUGUAACGGGAAAAGGCGACGAGGACCCAGGCUCAAACCAAAGUUUCACACGCCGCUCUUGGCUCGUGAGCCUUUCCAUAUAGAAGGAUCGAGUCUCUCCUUACCCGUCCGGGGCCGCAGCAGCACGAGGUUGUCGGUAAGACACGCCCCGUGGUGGAGGCUGGCUAGUCAUAGUGCUUGGAGUGAGAGCAUGUUUUUGAUGCGAAGACAAAGUAAUUGUAUACCAGAUUCAGACCUUCAUCAAUGCUGUAAAAUGUAACCAUCUCCCUCGUGUUCCCCCAUCAGACUCCCAAAAUAGACAUUCCCAAAAUAAAACUGGCAUCAUCAGAAAGCGAAAAAAGGUGGGCAUUUCCGAACUGUACUCCAGUCCCCCGCAAAGCUCAAACCAUGUGUAAAUAGAUCUAGGAAUUAACAAAUGUAGUUGUUUCAAUCUCAAUAAAGUUUGCUGGUGGUGCCACCCUGAGCAGUGCCACAGCCACCGACCACCCGCACACACGAGUAUCUAGCCACAUUCACCAGGGAAAGCCAAACAGCAGGUUCACGUGAAUAGACGCGGUUAGGGAACAGUCUUGAACAACACAGAAAGCUGAACCUGCCUGAGAUACGUCUGUGGAGCAAUAUGUACAGAAAGAUUCUGGUUUAGAACUGCCAAAUGUUUUCAGAGGGGGGGGGAAGUUUCCGUAGAAGUCAAGGUGUGUGGUUUUUUUUUUCUUGUGUUCUGCUUUCUGUUUAUUUCAGGCGAGCAUUAAGAUGAAUUAGAAAAUUACAUCCACUUUUGCAGGUAAAAGACUAAAAGCCAUACAGGGUUUUACCAGGUAACUUAGGAAUGGACAAACUAAGCUCCUGCUACUCUGUUCUCAGACUCCGAUUGAGGUACAGACUCAUAAUUUACCUAUUUUUUUUUUCAUGUAACAUAAAACGUGGAAUAUGAAGAAAACUGUUUUUUGUAGUUUUUAAAGAAGUUAUUUCCUAUGGCUAGAGGUGCAGUGUAGGGAAUUUCGUAUCUUCCUGGUGCUUUUAGUGGCAUUUUUCUUGUUUGUCAGUUUAGGAGACUGUUCUCAAUUAGUUUUAAUCGAACAUGAGUGUGCUUAAUGCUUUGAGCCAACCUCUUUCCACUGCAACUUCAUCUCAGGUCUUAAAAGAAACCAAUCUGUGGAGAUGUUCGCUACAAUACUACUGUCACUCAACCAGUCAAACCAGAGAACUGCUUGUGAGAGAUAAUGAGCAACUUGAUGAGCUGUUUGGUUUCGGUAAUGAUUUCUAGAUGACAAAGGCAUAAUUUAGGAUCAAGUUGCAGCAUGAAUGAUGGUAGGAUGUGGUGUCAGCAAGGAGCAGUAUUGCUGCAAUCUGGUGUUUUCCAGCAUGUGUAGGGACGGAUGCCGGGCUGCCAGAGCAAUCCAAAGCCAACGGAGAUGCCGUGGAUGCGGAUGAGCAGGGGCUGCGCCUGGGGUUCAGUGGAGAGGGUGAAAUUCAUUGACAAGCCAGAGCUCUGCUUCGAUUAAACCUGGGCCCAGAAAGGAAAGUGAGGAACGUCAGUUGCCCUUAUUUUCAAAAGCAGAGCGUUACUUAUCAAACUCGGAAACAAACAGUACCCACCAGCUCUUCCCUACUCACGAGGCGAUGUUAAAGCCUCAGGGGAGCGGUUAAUUGGGACAUAAGUAAGCAGACGAUUCCCGUCAGCUCCACUAAAUACACAUCCUAUUACUAUUCUUUGUUACAGCAAGACAUUUAGAAGAGUAUGACUAGAGUAAGUCUCCAUAGGUGUUUAUUGUACAAUUCAUAUCAUUUUAGCAGUAACAAUUUAAUAAAAGUAUUAGUAUUUAGCUAGAAUUUGCAAAGUAUUUUAAUAUCAAGUAGUCAGGAGAUUAUUCAACACGACAAGAUGGCAAGGUUUGAAUUCUGCCAAUUUCUGCUUCUUCUGUCUUUGAUGCACUAUUUUAAAAGCAAUCUGAUGAAUAGCAAAAGGCUUUGUGAGUAACCAGGAGUUGGAGUGUGGCUUUAGAUUCCUUUGAUCUUUUUCAGGCUUCUUUUUAAUCUUACGGGAUCAUUGGCUCUUAUCUGUCACCUUAUCAACCUUAGCUGUUGUCAACGUUCUCUUUAGCUGCAGCAUACGUUCUAAGUCCGAUUUACUGAGGAAAUCUGAGAAACCAUGAAACGGUGAAAUAUGCAACUCCAGGGCAUCUCUGCGGUGCCUUUCUUUUAAAUUAUUCACGGUAAUAAUGACGCAUCGGAAGUCCAUCUUAUAGCUGACUGUCGUGCUUCGGAGAGAAAGGUGGUGUAAGUGCAAUCCUUUGCGUGAGUAAAUUGGAAUGAAAAACCGUUAAGGAUGAUAAAACUUCUUCCCAGUCUGCAGGAGCAGUUGAAGAGCGCUGGGCUGCAUGUGUGCUGUUUUGGGAAGGAUCUAGCUUUUUAGGUGUGGAUUCGUAAACGAUCAUUCUGCAACUCAUACCAUUUAUCUUGCUAGGAGAAAAAAAAUCUACCAUCGUAGUUCCAGUGUGGUCAGGUAAAAACAUUGUAUAGAUAGCAAGUGUUCAUUUCUUCACUCAAUACGUAUUUAUAGAGUAGAUAGGAACCAUUUGUAAGGUAAGUCCUUUAAAGUUCUAUAAUAUUAAAAGUAGUGGUUUUUGGUCUGAUAUAUGCUGCUCUUGAUUCUACACAAUAGACAAAAAAGCAGUGCUUUGUGAAAUGCAGUGUUUUCUCUUAAUGCCACUGGUGAUAGGAAGUAGAUCUCUUCAGUUCAAAAUCCUGUGCCCUUAUUUGCUGCUUGCUAACGUAAGCAAUAAUCCCUCUCUAAUGGUAUCUAAGUGUUCUGUAUCUCGUACUUUGAUUGUCUCUCUGGUGACGAUGUAAAAAUAUUAGGCUAAUAUAAAAGCAUCUAACUGUAUUUAUUAACCGUGGAUACUGAGAUUCAGUCUGUGACCUGUGUUUUGUAUUUUUAUUGUGUAUCUUAGUGGUGGUGAAAUUUGUAUAACGAAUCUUUCCAAUAAAGAGCUGAAGUAUCCCUUUUCCGCGUUAACACGACCCGCAUCAGUUUCAGUUUACGUGUUAACCAUCUUGGCAGAACUAGGAGGUAGGUAGGUAGUGAAAACAUUGUUAAUUUUUUUUCCUUUAAAUUGUGUUGAUUUUGAGAAACGGGCUCCAGGCGGUUUGUCUGAAGCUGCUCAAAACUUGCUCAUAAGCUCUUCACUGUGAGUACUGGCGGGAUUUGCUCAAUCCCCACUCCGGUAGUUUCCUGUGUACACUUUUUAAAUGUGCAACUCUGAGGAAUGUCUGCGUUGCAGAGAGCAGUAUAGCACCAGACCAGGGAGCUGUUAACCCAUUUCGAUUUGCACUAAAGGUGGGUGGAAACGUGUGUAUAUAACUUUUCUUUACCUAGAAGUGCCAUCAAUUGUCCUUGCAAGUUAAAACCAUUCAGUAUUUGAUUUAGAUUGCAUCAUAACACUGAAGGACAAUGUCAAAGCAGAC
Gavia stellata (red-throated loon) is the source of this 5387-nucleotide messenger RNA. RefSeq names its product protein phosphatase, Mg2+/Mn2+ dependent 1E (gene PPM1E). Gene Ontology annotation, molecular function: protein serine/threonine phosphatase activity; cation binding. The transcript has 7 exons. Gene Ontology annotation, biological process: protein dephosphorylation; negative regulation of protein kinase activity. NCBI's taxonomy places the organism in Eukaryota, Metazoa, Chordata, Aves, Gaviiformes, Gaviidae. Bases 1 to 2181 code for a protein of 726 amino acids. The record is from RefSeq and is a predicted model, not a curated record.